CUUAUUUCGUCACAACUCGUCACUUAUAAAGAUCGUCGGAUCUUACUUAAGCACCAUGGAUAUGUUUGCAGAGAAACCCUGGGGUAAGCGACCUUACUGGGGGAUUGGGUUCAACUACGACCAUCAGUGGGUGCUGACAGAUAAACAGAGGGAACUGCAGGCCAAGCUGAUGGAGCUGUGCCGAACGACGAUGCGACCAAAUGCCGUAAGAUAUGACGAGACAUAUGAAUUCCCAAGAGAAAACUUGAACGCCAUGGCGGAGCUGGGGCUGCUGGGAUUGAUUGUACCGAAGGACCUCGGCGGGCUGGGUGAGAACCACGUGUGUGCCGCCAUGGUGGUGGAGACUAUUGCACGUUAUGGAUGUCCCAGUACUGCUAUGGUUUACUGUAUGCACGUUGAAGCAGUGGGAAGUCUCCUACUCCGUUACCAUAACAACGAACUCAUCAAAAGUGUCAUCCGACGUCUGGACAAAGACAAGCUGGUGGGGACUGUGUCUGCUAGUGAUCCCGCUACAGGUGGACAUUUUUGGUACCCACUGUCCUCUAAGAACCGGUAUACCAAGGAUGGCAGGUUCCAGAUGUUAAAGUACGCCUCCUGGACAACCAGCGCCGGAUUUGCAGACUUCUACGUCGUCCAAACCACUAGCCCGGGCUUUGGCGGCGACUACUCCGACCUCUCCAUAUUUCUACUGUUCCAGGACGAGGUUCGUGCCCAUGCAGACGACUGGAAAUCCCUAGGUCUCCGUGGUAACCAGUCUGGCGCACUUAUAACAGAGGGCUUGCUUAGUCAAGACAGGCAGGUUGGAGAACUCGGUGAAGGUGCAGCUAUAAACGAUGAAAUUUUCGACCCGUGGUUCUUGGUACUGACUGCCUCUUGUUGGAACGGUAUAGCCUUUGGUUGUAUCGAUGUUGCUUGUAAACAUGCCACGGAGAAGGACCACGCUGACACCGGACUCCGAGUUUGCGACUAUCCCACAAUCCAGGACUACUUCGGAGAGUGCAUCAUAGACACUAAUGCCUGCCGAGCCUUUGUUUUCAAUGUGGCUCAUGGAAUGGAUUUGGCAACAAAUAAUAAUGAUUGGACCAUCCACAGUGAUCUCAAGGUCAUGCCAAGAACAGACUUCUUGCACUGGGGCUGGCAGAUAAAGUUUGCAGCGGCCAAAAAUGUCGCACAUGUCUCCGAUGUAAUGCUCCACGCCUGCGGUGGUUCUGGAUACAAGACGGAAUUGGGCAUUGAGCGUCUUCUCCGAGACGCUAAGGCCGGCUGGGUGAUGGGUCCGAGCAAUGAGGUCACACGGCAGUGGGUAGGAACCACGGCUCUCAUGGGUAUGGAGCAGCUGGAUUACUGGUCACAUAGAUCAAACACACGCCUUCUUAAUUACGAGUUAAAGAAGCUGAAACCUGAAGUAAAGAAGGAGCUUGCGCACAAAAUGUUGAGGGAGUGUGAGCAAGAGCUGGGCCAAGACAGCGGCACUGCGCCAAACCAAGAUACUGACUUCGACGACCCUUUCUCCACAUCUGCCGCCCUGCCUCUUGGCGCUUUCAAAGACCCCGCCGGUAAAGUCCACCUUGCUGCUUUAAACGCCGAUACGUUUACCACCAUUAAGCUAACAGAGGUUAUCCAAGAAGCAGACAAAGUCCAGAGAUUAAAAUUCGCUCUGCCUGACCCAGAAGCCCACUCAGGUUGUCUGCCCGGUCAGUAUGUGCAAGCACGUGUCAAUGUUGGCGGGAAAUUCCACGAGCGAUAUCUGUCGCCCAUGAGUGCUCCCAGUGCGUUUGGUGUGAUGGAGUUCGGGCUGCGCCUGGAGACGCAUGGUGCAUUCUCCAUUGCUGUUAAGAAUAUGAAAGUCGGAGACACUCUAGAAUGCCGAGGUCCAUGUGGAGGUUUUGAAUAUUCUGCGGGAAAACUGGAUACUUUGACCAUGAUAGCCACCGGAGUCGGGGCCACGCCUGCCAUACAACUUAUCCGCAGCAUCGCCAACGACCCUUCCGACACGACCAAGGUCAAGUUCUUCUACCACGCCAAGACGCCGGAGCAGCUAUUAUGCCUUGAGGAGCUUACAGCACUUGGGAAACGCGACAGUCGUUUUGAUUUCACCUUCUGCGUUAGCGAGUGCGACGAUUCCUGGACAGGGACCGAAGGACUCAUCGACGCCAGCACCUUAAAACCGUUCCUGCCACCCGCCAACGGCAAGACAAACAAAACCAUCAUCUGCACUGGACCAGCAGUCGUAAUCACUACAUUGUCCGCCCUUCAUGAGCUUGGAUACAAAAGUGACGACAUCUACAUCUAUGGGCCGUUUGGAGUCGAGCUGAUACGUGCCGUGUAUGGCCAAAAAGCCAAGCUUGCAACGCAUUUGCCCUACUAGAUCUUAAUUGUUGCACUGUUGCAAAACCGAGGACCAAAAUUUGGCCACCCUUUUAAUUUUUUCUAGUAUAACCCAGGAUAAAUUCGCAGUUGUACGUGUGUUCUGAGACUAAAAUUGGCUAAAACAGUAACUACUUUUAGCAAAAACAAUGUUUAAUUUAAAUGAAGUACUUUCAAUUCAUCUCUCACCUGUUGUGAAAGGAGCUCCAGGACUGAACAUAACAGUAAACACGAGUGAAUGACUGCUGGGGACUUGGACAGUUAGAAUUUGAAUUUGAUCAGAGAUGUUGCAUAGGAUCAUUUCACUGUGUAUGUUAAAGAGAGCAGGUGGCAGAACAUAUCUCACUCCUCUGCAGCUUGGUUUGAAUUCACUGCAUUCACUAUCUAUCUUUAUUGCUGCUUCUUGUUCCCAGGUUCCAAAGGUUUUGUAAAAAUUCUUAGAUUUUUGCCAUCCAGGUCCAAUUGUGCCAAGUAUCAAUUGACAGUUAAAAUGAAUUUGACAUUCCUGAUAGUUUUACAACAGCAGAAGUGGCAGAAAAUGGAAGAAUGCAUUCAGGGAGCAACAUCAGAACUGAUUCAAGAAACCACAAGAAGAAAAGCAGA
Messenger RNA from Lingula anatina, 2970 nucleotides. RefSeq lists its product as uncharacterized. Lineage: Eukaryota; Metazoa; Brachiopoda; Lingulata; Lingulida; Lingulidae. The record is from RefSeq and is a predicted model, not a curated record. Gene Ontology annotation, molecular function: flavin adenine dinucleotide binding; oxidoreductase activity, acting on the CH-CH group of donors.